Acomys russatus (golden spiny mouse) is the source of this 4827-nucleotide messenger RNA. It is a transcript of the gene Cdk16, whose product is annotated as cyclin dependent kinase 16. Gene Ontology annotation, cellular component: synaptic vesicle; cytoplasm; nucleus. Bases 13 to 4638 code for a protein of 1541 amino acids. The transcript has 36 exons. Gene Ontology annotation, molecular function: protein kinase activity; ATP binding; cysteine-type deubiquitinase activity. Gene Ontology annotation, biological process: exocytosis; neuron projection development; protein phosphorylation. NCBI's taxonomy places the organism in Eukaryota, Metazoa, Chordata, Mammalia, Rodentia, Muridae. The record is from RefSeq and is a predicted model, not a curated record.
UGGGAAAGGCCAAUGAUAAUCCAGGCCACCUCUCCUAGAAAGUCAUCUCGAGCCUUUAAAUUCUUGCUUCUCCAGGCGCCACAAAGGACUAGAACUGCUUGGCUCACCUCUUCUUUUCCUCCUUGCAAAAGUCCCGUUUGCCACCAUGGGGAUGUAGCAAGUGAGACUGUAAGGAAAGCAGGUGGUGACUGGCUACUGACUGCUGCGCACCUCGAUGCUAGGAGAAUUCUGGCAAGAUUAAAAGUAUUAGCCCACCUCUACAUCCCCCUGGCGCCGCACCAGGGCCAACACCACAUUUCCUGCUGGGCACGCAAUGGCCGCAUUCCCUCCCGCGGCGGACAGCUCUUUUGGUGGACGCAGUCCGAGAUCGCCAUGGAUCGGAUGAAAAAGAUCAAACGGCAGCUGUCAAUGACACUCCGAGGGGGCCGAGGCAUAGAAAAGACCAAUGGUGCCCCUGAGCAGAUAGGCUUGGAUGAGAGUGGUGGUGGUGGUGGCAGUGACCUUGGAGAGGUCCCCACUCGUGUUGCCCCAGGGGAGCUUCGCUCUGGUCGGGGCCCACUAAGUUCUGCACCAGAGAUUGUGCACGAGGACAUGAAGAUGGGGUCUGAUGGGGAGAGUGACCAGGCUUCAGCCACAUCCUCAGAUGAAGUGCAGUCUCCAGUGAGAGUGCGCAUGCGCAACCACCCCCCACGCAAGAUCUCCACUGAGGACAUCAACAAACGCCUGUCACUACCAGCUGACAUCCGGCUGCCUGAGGGCUACCUUGAGAAGCUGACCCUCAAUAGCCCAAUCUUUGAUAAGCCUCUUAGCCGGCGCCUCCGCCGUGUCAGCCUGUCUGAGAUUGGCUUUGGAAAACUGGAGACCUACAUCAAGCUGGACAAGCUGGGUGAGGGUACCUAUGCCACUGUCUACAAGGGCAAAAGCAAGCUCACAGACAACCUUGUGGCGCUCAAGGAGAUCAGGCUGGAACACGAAGAAGGGGCACCCUGUACUGCUAUCCGGGAAGUGUCCCUGCUCAAGGACCUCAAGCAUGCCAACAUCGUGACACUACAUGACAUUAUCCACACAGAGAAGUCCCUCACCCUUGUCUUUGAAUAUUUGGACAAGGACCUGAAACAGUACCUGGAUGACUGUGGGAAUGUCAUCAACAUGCACAAUGUGAAAUUGUUCCUGUUCCAGUUGCUCCGUGGCCUGGCCUACUGCCACAGGCAGAAGGUGCUACACCGAGACCUCAAGCCCCAGAACCUACUCAUCAACGAGAGGGGAGAGCUCAAACUGGCAGACUUCGGCCUGGCUCGUGCCAAGUCAAUUCCUACUAAAACGUACUCCAACGAAGUAGUAACACUGUGGUACCGGCCCCCUGACAUCCUUCUCGGAUCCACAGACUACUCUACCCAAAUUGACAUGUGGGGUGUGGGCUGCAUCUUCUAUGAGAUGGCCACAGGCCGGCCCCUCUUCCCGGGCUCCACAGUAGAGGAACAGCUGCACUUCAUCUUCCGCAUUUUGGGAACCCCAACUGAGGAGACAUGGCCAGGCAUCCUGUCCAAUGAGGAGUUUAGAACAUACAACUACCCCAAGUACCGAGCCGAGGCCCUUCUGAGCCAUGCACCCCGACUGGAUAGUGAUGGAGCUGACCUCCUCACCAAGCUGCUGCAGUUUGAGGGUCGCAAUCGGAUCUCUGCUGAGGAUGCCAUGAAACAUCCAUUCUUCCUCAGCCUGGGGGAACGGAUCCACAAACUUCCUGACACUACUUCCAUAUUUGCACUAAAGGAGGUACAGCUACAAAAGGAGGCUAACAUCCGGUCUUCUUCUAUGCCUGACUCAGUUGCGUUGGCAGUUGGAGGACGACAGACGGUGAUGGCGGCGGUCGCAGCGGAUCCAGCCGCAGCUGCCGUCCCGGCCUCCGCUGAGGACACAGAGACACAGCACGAAGCAAUGCCAGACCUGGACGAACAGUGGCGCCAAAUCGGGAAUGGGCGAGAGCGUCCACUGCGAGCUGGCGAAAGCUGGUUCCUUGUGGAGCAACACUGGUAUAAACAGUGGGAGGUGUACGUGAAGGGAAGGGACCAAGAUGCUAACACCUUUCCUGGCUGUAUCAACAACGCUGGGCUCUUCGAAGAUCAGAAGAGCUGGCACCUCAGGGAGGGACUGCUCGAAGGAACUGAUUAUGUGCUGCUCCCGGGGCCUGCUUGGAACUAUCUGGUCAGCUGCUAUGGCUUAGAGGAUGGCCAGCCACCUAUUGAGCGAAAGGUCAUCGAGCUUCCUGGCAUCCAGAAGGUAGAGGUGUACCCAAUAGAGUUGCUGCUUGUCCAGCACAGUGAUAUGGAGACAGCUCUCACCAUUCAGUUCAGCCACACUGAUUCUCUGGAUCUAGUCUUGCAAACAGCUCGGAAACGGUUUCUGAUAGAGCCUAAGGAAGACACACGCCUCUGGAUCAAGAACGCAGAGGGCUCUUUGGAUCGAUUGUGCAACAUGCAGAUCACACUGCUUGAUGCCUGCCUUGAGGCUGGGCAGUUGAUCAUCAUGGAGACUCGAAACAAAGAUGGCACUUGGCCCAGCACACAGAUUUGUGGCAUGAACAACAUGCCGGAAGAGGAUGAGGAGUUCCAGGGUCAGCCGGGCAUCUGUGGCCUUACCAAUCUGGGCAACACGUGCUUCAUGAACUCGGCCCUACAGUGCCUCAGUAACGUGCCACAGCUCACAGAGUACUUUCUCAACAACCGCUACCUGGAGGAGCUCAACUUCUGGAACCCUCUGGGCAUGAAGGGUGAGCUUGCUGAAGCCUAUGCCGAUCUGGUAAAGCAGACCUGGUCUGGCUACCACCGCUCCGUUGUACCAAAUGUGUUCAAGAACAAAGUUGGCCAUUUCGCAUCCCAGUUUCUGGGCUACCAGCAGCAUGACUCGCAGGAAUUACUGUCGUUCCUCCUGGAUGGGCUGCAUGAGGACCUCAAUCGAGUUAAAACAAAAGAAUAUGUUGAGCUGUGCAAUGGUGCGGGGCGACCAGAUCUGGAAGUGGCUCAGGAAGCCUGGCAGAACCACAAACGACGAAAUGAUUCUGUGAUUGUGGAUACUUUCCAUGGCCUUUUCAAGUCCACACUGGUGUGCCCUGAUUGUGGCAAUGUAUCUGUGACCUUUGACCCCUUCUGCUACCUCAGUGUCCCACUGCCUGUCUGCUCCAGGAGGGUCUUAGAGGUCUUCUUUGUCCCCAUGGAUCCCCGCCGCAAGCCAGAACAGCACCAGGUUGUGGUCCCCAAAAAGGGCAAUAUUUCAGAUCUGUGUGUGGCUCUAUCUACACAUACAAGUGUUGCACCAGACAAGAUGAUAGUAGCUGAUGUCUUCAGCCACCGAUUCUAUAAGCUUUACCAGCUGGAAGAUCCUCUAAGUGGCAUCUUGGAUCGUGAUGAUAUCUUUGUAUAUGAAGUGACUGGUCGUAUUGAGCCUGUUGAGGGUUCAAGAGAUGACAUUGUGGUUCCUGUUUACCUGAGGGAGCGUACCUUAUCACGAGACUACAACAACUCGUACUAUGGUCUGAUUCUUUUUGGGCACCCCCUCCUGGUGUCAGUGCCUCGGGACCGGUUCUCCUGGGAGGGCCUAUAUAACAUCCUGAUGUACCGGCUUUCACGAUACGUGACCAAACCCACCUCAGAUGAGGAUGAUGGCGAUGAGAAAGGUGAGGAUGAUGAAGAGGAGGAUGACCAGGAUGACGAUGAUGACAUAGGCAGCAGCAGUGAUGAAGAAACAGAGGAGAUACGUGGGCCUUCCCCUGGCAGUAAUGUCCAAGAGGCAGAGCAGGAGCAGGCUGGGCCCAGCUCUGGGGUCACCACUAGAUGCCCAUUCCUCUUAAACAACAGCCUUCAAACAUCUCAGUGGCCCCCAAGGCGACGGAGGAAACAACUGUUUACUCUGCAGACAGUGAAUUCCAAUGGAACCAGUGACCGGACCAUCUCUCCUGAAGAAAUCCAAAACCAGCCAUAUAUUGCCAUGGAUUGGGAGCCAGAGAUGAAGAGGCGUUACUAUGAUGAAGUGGAGGCUGAGGGCUAUGUGAAGCAUGAUUGUGUGGGAUACAUGCUGAAGAAAAAUCCAGUGCAGCUGAAGGAGUGCAUCAAACUCUUCACCACUGUGGAAACACUUGAAAAGGAGAACCCCUGGUACUGCUCCUCUUGUAAGCAGCACCAACUGGCCACCAAGAAGCUGGACCUCUGGAUGUUACCGGAAGUCCUCAUUAUCCACCUGAAGCGUUUUUCAUUUUCCAAAUUAUCUCGGGAGAAGCUGGACACCCUGGUGCAGUUUCCUAUCCGGGAUCUGGAUUUCUCUGAGUUUGUCAUCAAACCAAAGAAUGAGUCUGCUCCAGACCUGUACAAAUACGAUCUCAUCGCAGUUUCCAACCAUUAUGGUGGCAUGCGUGAUGGACACUACACAACAUUUGCCUGCAACAAGGACAGUGGCCAGUGGCACUACUUCGAUGACAGUAGCGUCUCACCUGUCAAUGAGAAUCAGAUUGAGUCCAAGGCAGCCUAUGUCUUGUUCUACCAACGCCAAGAUGUGGGUAGACGUCAGUCCCAGAAGGCUUCACCUGAUUCCGCCUCCUCUCCUGCCUCUGCUUCGACGCCCAACCAGGAGAUCAUGGACGUAAAUUAAAGAGCCCUGGAAUCUACCACAGAGAAGGAUGUCCCUUUCACCACUCCCUCAUGUCUACCCCUUCUCAUACCUGUGUUCAUUCUCCCCCAGGCAUUGCAGGCUUUAGUCUGUGGCUACUGUUCUCUUGUACCGCUGUAUUAUUCUCUAAGGAAGAAGAGCCCCUGUGCCACUGUCAGUGUGCCGCCGCCC